AUGGAGAAGAAUCUCCCUCAAGCAAGAACCCUAGACCUUAAGAGAAUGAAGAGGUUGGAGAAGCUCAAAAGGGACCUUGAAAGAAUGAAGAACGAGAGAGAUGAACUCCGGGGAAUCCUGGCACAUUAUAUUAACAAGGAUUUGAACAAGAGGUUCAACUUUGAGACCAUGAUGCUGGAGAUGCAACACGACCAGGUGAUGAGCAAGCUCAAAAACAUUCCACAGCAGAUCAGUGAGGCCUUUUAUAAGUGCCAAGAGUUGACUAAAAAUAAUCAACUUUACAGCAUCAGGAACUGUCACCUCCUGACCGAGUCUCUUCAUAUGAAGAGUGAAGUAAAAAUACUCUGGAAUGAAAACAGGCAGCUGCUUAAGGAGCAGAUUACACUGGAAGUGUGUUCUAAGGAAACAAGGAGGCUAUGUGUGGAGGCCAGCAUGAAGAUCUAUGACAAAUUU
Molecule: messenger RNA, 453 nt
Organism: Arvicanthis niloticus (Nile rat)
Lineage: Eukaryota; Metazoa; Chordata; Mammalia; Rodentia; Muridae
Source: RefSeq, a predicted model, not a curated record